CGCCAUGGCCGUCCUCGCGUUGAACACCGGAUUGAUCCCGCUCGCGGCGCGCGCCGCGACGCGGCGAACCGCGACCAAGCGCGUCGUCGCGCCCAAGGCGGCGACGACGACGAAGGCGCAGCAAAAAGUGCGAACGACCGCGGUCGCGGCGACGCCGGCGGCGAUCGCCGCGCCGGCGUUCGCGGCGAGCGAAGCGCUCGAGCAAGUCGCGCUCGCGGACGUGAACAUUUUGGGCGUCAUCGCGACGGCGCUCUUCAUCAUCAUUCCGACGGCGUUUUUGAUCGUCUUGUACGUCAAGUCGUCGUCCGAGGGUAACGUCUCGGGUGGUUUCUCGCAAGAGUACUACGAUAAGUCGAAGAAGCGAGGCGACAAGAAGACGAACGAAGCCGCCGUGCUCAAGGGCAAGGGCUUGGGCAUGCGCCCGGAGAAGUAAACGCUCGGUCGAGACGAAGCGCGUUUACGAGUCGCGUUCGUCAGCACGAAGACGCACUCCUGUUAGGUCGCGGAAAAUAGCGCGCGUGCUUCGUUUGACUUGAGAAUGAACGAUCUAGAUCGGAGGAGGUGGAUGUUUUUAAGAGGACGUACGCCGAGAAUUUUUAAUCAACGAGAAGCGCAUCUUUUUAGUCGACGCGACGCGACGCGCGGUUUGUCCGUCCUAAAGCGUUACUUACACGAGCUACAUUUUCAAUACGUCGCGCCCGCGAGCGCGUCGCGCAAAGCGUUCCUUUGGUCGUCGCCGAGCGAUUUCGGGAAACGAAUGUGAAACUUGAUCUUCAAGUCGCCGCGCUCGCCGGGGGACUUGCUCAGCGGCAUGCCUUCGCCCGGCAACACCUUGACGAAGGUCGGGGAGAUGAUGUCGUCGACCUUGACGUCCAUCG
This is a messenger RNA of Ostreococcus lucimarinus CCE9901, 878 nucleotides long. RefSeq names its product putative psbM, PSII-M, photosystem II polypeptide, typically encoded in the chloroplast genome (gene psbM). Gene Ontology annotation, cellular component: photosystem II; membrane. The transcript is spliced from 2 exons. Bases 5 to 433 code for a protein of 142 amino acids. The record is from RefSeq and is a predicted model, not a curated record. Lineage: Eukaryota; Viridiplantae; Chlorophyta; Mamiellophyceae; Mamiellales; Bathycoccaceae. Gene Ontology annotation, biological process: photosynthesis; photosynthesis, light reaction.